AUGUCCGUCGACCUGCUCAUCCAGCUGCACGAGCAGUGCAAGGGCCUCCUCGCCAAGUCCGACGGCAAGGACAAGACGAUCGCCCUGCUCCAAUACGCCGCGAUGUUCGCGAGCGGCGGCGAGCCCGGCACCGCGCUCGCGGUGCAGAAAUCCCUGGCCGCCGCGCGCAAGCCCUUCCGGCUGUACAAGCCCGUCGAGAUCCUCGUCCCCUUCCUCAGGUCCCCGCCCGACUUUGCCGCCAACGCCGCCAACGCCGCGGUCGAGUACGCCAAGAACAUCGGGAUGGCGAUCUACUUUGGCUGCGACCACGUCGUCUGGGCGCACGCCGCCGGCGUCGUCAAGGACGCUUCACUCGCCAAGAACAUGCAGAAGCUCUCGCUCUGGGGCUGGUUCAUCGCGUCGUGCGCGGGGCUGUACGCGCAAACCGGCGACCUCACCGACGCGCUGGACGACAUGACGGAUGCCAACAGGGAGGAGAGCGAAGCAGUCGCCGCGGGCGACGGCGUGGCGGUCGCGUCGGCGUCGGCGAGGAAGAGGGACGCCGCGCGCGUGGCGAGGGGCGUGAUGGCCGGGGUGGUGACCAACGGCGCCCAGGCGCUGCUCGCGCUCGCGCUGCUCGAGAAGGUUUCGAUGUCGAAGAAGCAAACCGGAGCGCUCGGCGUGUUCCUCAGCGCAAUGAACGUGUACAAACUGACGCCGCCGAUGAAGAGGAAGACGGCGUGA
Micromonas commoda is the source of this 723-nucleotide messenger RNA. RefSeq lists its product with no specific name. Gene Ontology annotation, cellular component: peroxisomal membrane. The transcript has a single exon. Gene Ontology annotation, biological process: regulation of peroxisome size; peroxisome fission. The coding region runs from base 1 to 723 and encodes 240 amino acids. NCBI's taxonomy places the organism in Eukaryota, Viridiplantae, Chlorophyta, Mamiellophyceae, Mamiellales, Mamiellaceae. The record is from RefSeq and is a predicted model, not a curated record.